Molecule: messenger RNA, 1207 nt
Organism: Panicum virgatum (switchgrass)
Lineage: Eukaryota; Viridiplantae; Streptophyta; Magnoliopsida; Poales; Poaceae
Exons: 4
Coding region: 237-938 (233 amino acids)
Source: RefSeq, a predicted model, not a curated record
AAACCCUCCCUUCCGCUCGCGCGGUCGCUCCCAUCGAGCCCUGUCCUCCGACCAAGGGUCCCUCCGGGCCUUCUUCCGCCGGAGGGGGGCACGACACCUGCCCCGCCGACAGUGGAAGGGAUUCCUCCUGUCGUCGUCGUCCUACUCCUCCUCGGCGCUGGUGGACUGCCGCGGGGAGAGGGUUCCUCGGAGUUUGGGUCGGUUUCUUGUGCACUUGUUGAACUUUGAUUUAGACUAUGGAUCUGGAGACAGAGAAUUGUCUUGCUUCUUUACUACUUGAAGAGGCGCGGAGAUUACAGUUAGAAGCUGACAGGGAAGGUGUUCAUGCAUAUCUUCGAAAGCCUAAUGUAAGGCAUCGUCCAAACUCUCGGUUCCUCAUGGCUACAGUUCGGGGAGUUCAGCAAGCAAACCAUGCUGUGGAGGUCAAUGAAAUGUGGCGUGCCAGGGAAAAAGAACUUGAGUUGGAGUCAAAGACGAAAAGCAGAAGUAGCAAGAGUAAAGAUCUUGAUGACUCUAGAGGUGAGAAGCGUCAAAGUGACUCAAGAAACCAUAGCUCCAGCUCAAGGGUUGAACAAGAAGGGAUCACUUAUAGUAAUUCCUACUCAGACCAGGAGGAUGGUCUGAGGGAUGAUGAAAUUGAAAGAUUUCUUCAGUCAAGGGUGAAGCGAGGACGUGGGGCUGUUGGCUCUAGGAUGGACGAGCCUGGUCCAUACCUUCAUUUGUUGUUCCAUCAUAAAGACGAGCCUAGUCCUGACAUACGGGUGGAAGAAAAAUGGGAACGCCGAGUGCAAGGCCCAGAGAAGCCUUCGUUUUUGGGAUCCAAGUCUCCUGAUGAUUAUUUGCAUAAAGCGUUGGAUAGAAAGCAAUCAAGCUCUGAACCACAGAGCAAGAAAGAAAAGAAAAGGAGAUCAGAGAAAAAAGAUAAGGGAAAGAGAUAAAAAUAAGGAAAAGUACACAAGAAGAAAUUCAAACAUCGCGAUCGUCACCACCACAAAAGCCAAAGAAGGGAGUGAUGUGCGUGUUUGCUAAACAGGAAAUUGUACACAAUGGUUUUGCCCUUAAAGAGGCAGCUAGUUGGUUGUUGCUGUGACUUGAAAUUUGUUUGUAUGGAAAAUCAACAGUGCAGAAUGGACUGCAGUUCAUAUAGAGUUCCGUUGCAUAGUUGUGGUGUUGAAGUCUAGCCUUUAUCCUAACAUGAUUAAUUUAA